Mangifera indica (mango) is the source of this 2112-nucleotide messenger RNA. Its product is annotated as probable protein S-acyltransferase 4. Gene Ontology annotation, biological process: peptidyl-L-cysteine S-palmitoylation; protein targeting to membrane. Gene Ontology annotation, cellular component: Golgi apparatus; endoplasmic reticulum. The record is from RefSeq and is a predicted model, not a curated record. Gene Ontology annotation, molecular function: protein-cysteine S-palmitoyltransferase activity. The transcript has 7 exons. Bases 500 to 1807 code for a protein of 435 amino acids. NCBI's taxonomy places the organism in Eukaryota, Viridiplantae, Streptophyta, Magnoliopsida, Sapindales, Anacardiaceae.
CAAUACAUGGCCACAGCUCAUGUAACCAUGUAUCUUAUAGAAUAAAAGAGUUGAUUGGAGACCAGCUAGAAAUUGAAACAUCCGCCCGAACCGCCAUCCUUUGGGAGAGAGAGAAAGUCUGUUGUUUUUGUUAAUGUUGUUGUUAGGAUUCGUCUCCCUCAUCGAAGAAGAAGAGGAAGCUGAUAUUUGUUAAGGCAUUACACAAGUGCACCAAUUGUGUACGUUUCACAGUGUAACAUUUCAUGGAUUCUGAACUAUUUUUGUAGAAAGAGAGAGCAACAAGUGGUUAUUGUUGUUGUUUCUGAUUGCUUGGUCUCUUCACUUCUCAUCUGCCUUCUUCUUCAAUGGCCCAAACUCUUCACAAUGAUCAUCAUCAUACUACUAAUAAUAAUAAACCCAAGAGGCUUUAUCAAGUUUGGAAGGGAAGCAAUAGUUUGAUUAUUUGACUUGCAGAAACGUUCAAGCGAAGCUGAUUUUGAUCUUACCUAUUGAUAUUACUAUGGAACUCCUCAUUUCUAUGUUUAAUUACACUUAUAGAUUUUUCUGUGGUGGGAGGCUGAUCUUUGGUCCUGAUGUUGCAUCAUUAUUUCUGUCUACUAUCCUUAUUGCUGUCCCUGCAAUUUCUUUUUUUAUAAGAAUCUAUAAGAAGAUAGAAGACGGUCAUGGUGGUUAUCAUUAUCCGGUACUAAUUUUGGGAGCCAUCCUCACUGUUCUGGAUUUGUUAUUUCUUUUCCUGACUUCUGGUAGAGAUCCUGGGAUAGUUCCUAGAAAUACAAAGCCACCUGAAGCAGAUGAAGUAUUUGAUGCCCCAACCCCAUCUAUGGAAUGGAUCAAUGAUAGAACUCCUCAUCUCACAUUACCUAGAACAAAAGAUGUGACUGUUAAUGGCCACACUGUCAAAGUGAAGUAUUGCGAUACUUGUUUACUUUAUCGUCCACCCCGUGCUUCUCAUUGCUCUAUCUGCAACAAUUGUGUUCAGAGAUUUGAUCACCACUGUCCAUGGGUUGGUCAGUGCAUCGGCAUUCGCAAUUAUCGGUUCUUCUUCAUGUUCAUAUCAACGUCAACCAUCUUGUGCGUUUAUGUCUUUGUGUGUUCUUGGGUCACUAUUCUUGAUCACCAUAAGAACAUUUUGAAGGCUAUGAAGAGGGAGAUACUGUUAGAUUUUCUCAUAGCUUACUGCUUCGUUGCUGUUUGGUUUGUUGGUGGCCUCUCAGUUUUUCAUUUCUAUCUAAUUUGCACAAACCAGACUACAUAUGAGAACUUCCGGUUCCGGUAUGAUAAAAAGGAGAACCCAUAUCACCUGGGCAUUGCAAGAAACCUAAAAGAUGUUUUCUUCUCCAAUAUCCUACCUUCAAAGAACAAUUUCCGAUCAUUUGUGGAGGAAGAUGACCAUACAGUGAUGGGAUCUUUCACACCGGCUCUUACUGAAGGUAUUGUUGGCUCAAAGGAGAAAAUCGACAUUGAAAUGGGAUUGAAGCAUGCUGAGGACAGUGAUUAUUCAUUUCCUGAAAUUCUGAGAAAUUUGGAUCUUGAUAAUCUAGAAGAAAGUUUUAAGAUGAAGGAGGAAGGAGAUAGAUCAGCUUUUGAAUUCGUGUCAGUUAACCAGGACGUGAAAGAUUCAGUUCAAAUCAGCAUUGUUGAAGAUGGAGUGAUAGAAUCUGUGGAAGGUCCAGCUGUUAAUGAUAGAGCGAGAGACUCCAAAACAAGCUUUGAUGUUGAUGUAUUAAUAGAAUCUAUUCAAAUCUCAUCUAGUGGAGAUGAGGCUGAGGCGCUGGAGAAACCUGAUGAGCGGUCCAAGUCCAUUUGAAAUACUGCACUACUUCUGUAAACAUAGAGGUUUUGUGUGGGACAUCUCUUCUUUGGCAUGAAAAUGUUGAAGCAGAUGUGAAAGGCUGGUCUCAGAAAUUGAUCUGUAUUUUGUUGUUUUGGGUCAUAAGCUUUUCGAAUAUGAAGGUUUGAGUUUAUGCUUAACAAAUCUGUUUGAACUAGGAAAGUAGAGGAAAUGUAUCCAAACAUUUAAUUCAUGUGUUUUGCAAUUUGUAAAUGUCAUCUUCAAUCCAAAUAAUGCUGAAACCUUUUUUAUAGGAACAAAUGCUCAGAUUUUUAGCUAUA